UUUUUGUUCCUUUAGUAAGAUAUAUGUUUUACACUUUAAAUGUACUUUACGCUCACGCUCCAAAGGAUUAGAAAUUUUGAAGCCGAAAGUAUAAAAUAUCUCUUUUAGUGAAAGUAUCAAAUCAGAUUAUUUACACUGUUUUAGUUUUUCGAUCAGUAAAAGAAUCCAAGUGAGAUUAACUGCUGCUCAUUUUGCUUAAUUAAGUACAAAAGUGGAACAUAGUAAAUUGUGAAUCAGUCAACAGACAGUAUUAAAAUGGGAGAUGACACUCGUACUAAUUCCAACCGACCUCAAAGACAUACGGCAAAGAGUGAUCAACGUUUUGACGCUGGUCGACGUGUUAUAAUGAGUACGUUUAAAGUGGACAAGGCACGAGACGAAGCCAACCACAAUGAAGAUAAUAAGAAGAGAAAAGAUGAAAGCGAGAAAGAGGACAAAAUUGACGAUGAUAUGGACAGAAACCGUCUACAUCCAAAAGAUGAAAUGAAAAUUUUGAAACAUUGGGGGCUUCUAAAGAAAACAUUGAAUAUAGCACAAAUCAUUGAUCCGUUGAUUGAAAAGGGAGUAAUAACACCGGAGAGGUGGAUGAAAUUGAAAAGAAACCAGAAGACGGAUCAGGACACUGUUGAAGAAUUUCUGUAUUUUCUUCUGAAAAGUCAUCACGACGCUUAUGAAAUAUUUUUGAAAUCACUAAAGUCACGUGAAUAUGGUCACGUUGCAAAUCAGUUAGAAAGGACUGGAGCAGACGACACCAGUCCCCCUGUAUCGCUAUCAUCCGAAGGCUCAAAUCAAAACAACAGGCACAUUGGACGUCCUACAACCAUUAACAGAAUAUUUCCUCGUCAGAGCGCGCCAGUUAUACCCGAUCCAAGGAAUGGAGCGAAUGAAGGCGAUAGGAACGUCAGUGCCGCACAAACUGUAUUGGCUGAACAUGGAGCCAUCUCUGCAAACACAAGAAGCAACACCGUCAAACCAGAGGACCUCCAUAGAAUGAAGGAAGAGAUCACAGGGGAGUUACGAGAACUUAGAGCAAAUAUUGAAAAGGACAGGGAUGAGGACAGAUUAGAAUUGUGCAUUUUACAGCGCAAACAUAGUGAACUUCAAGGUGAUCUAGCUAAGACUAAAGGCGACAGGGAACAACUGAAAGCCGAGCUUACAUUUGUCACGGAGACUGUGAAAGUCCUGAAAGCUCAGAUUGAACUGAAACAAUCCGAAUAUAAUCAGGUGAAAGACAAAAAUCAGGACUUAGAGAAAAAGCUUGAGAAUAGGUCCGGGCACCUAGAAAAACUCAUCCGAGAGAAGGAAAGAGAGAAAAGUGAUCUGGUGAAAACAUUAAAGACAAAGGAGGGAGAAUACAAACAAUUGCAAAGUAUGCUUGAAAGAUUGAAAGAGGAACACGAAGACAGACAUGCUCGGUUAAAAGGCUUAACAAAAGACAAAGUGACCCUGGAAAAAGAGGUACAACUUUUAAACAAAGAGAAGAAAAAUUUAGAAGUGAAAAUAAAAUCAUUAGAGCAACAUAUCAGAGUUCUUCAAGAAACACAUGCACGUGAGACAGGUGACAUUAAACAGGAAUUACUUAAGCAGAAAACACUUCUUGAGGAGAAAGAAAAAGAAAGACUUGAUCUGGAAAAGAAACUUCAAGAAAGCGUCCGAGAGAAUGAAAAUCUGAAGAAAACCAAUCAUGAUCUUGUAGAGAGUUUGCAGAAAACCAAAGACGAAAAAGCACAUCUGCAAGAAAAACUUCACAAAGCUGACAUGACGAAAUAUGUGCUCCCGCCAUUUUUAGCCGGAAGUAGAUCCACACGUACUGGAUGGAAUCCAAAGAAUUUACGCAGAUAGAGCUUUAUAUUUAAAGUUUCAGAGACAAUCAGUUUAAAGUAAUAAAUAAAGUGCUAAGAAGAAUGUUCCUGAUAAGAUAUUUUUAUACAAUUUUAUGAACCUUG
Molecule: messenger RNA, 1946 nt
Organism: Mercenaria mercenaria
Lineage: Eukaryota; Metazoa; Mollusca; Bivalvia; Venerida; Veneridae
Product: cingulin-like protein 1
Exons: 7
Coding region: 256-1842 (528 amino acids)
Biological process (GO): regulation of apoptotic process
Source: RefSeq, a predicted model, not a curated record